Molecule: messenger RNA, 1782 nt
Organism: Colletotrichum chrysophilum
Lineage: Eukaryota; Fungi; Ascomycota; Sordariomycetes; Glomerellales; Glomerellaceae
Exons: 4
Coding region: 1-1782 (593 amino acids)
Source: RefSeq, a predicted model, not a curated record
AUGUGGGAGGUUGUCUGGACAGACCCCGAUAGGGAGUCUAGGAAAGAGCAUCGCGACCGCAAGGCCACCGAGCGAGAGCAAAAGGAAAAGUCUCGCGCAGCUAGAAGCUCCAUGUCCACCCGCAGCUCAUCGUCCUCCGACAACAAGCCGUUCAGUUUCUUCGGAUCCAGGAGUCUUAAGAAGACGUUUACCCCGUCCACCAAAUCAUCGGCUCUAAAGGCGCCAAGCAUCGACAGCACGCGCAGAGGCUCGCUGCUGUCUGCAGUCUCGGAGCCGCCCCCGUCGGAGCUACCCUGCAGCCCAGUCACAACGGUUGCCACGGCGGAUCGCACUUAUAUACCCGACCAUUUCAUCGAGGACUCGCAGAGCUCUCCGAGCUCCAACAGAGAGCCCUCGUUGGCGGUCCCGUGUUCGCCAUGCACCGCGUCCGUGGCCGAGUCGUCGGCCGCCAAAGCCUCCCACUACGUGCAGACCCUUGGGCCCACGUCGUUCAUCACCAAAAGCACCGAGGUGACCAUCCUCCCCCGGACCACCGAGAACGAGUUAGCCGGCAUGGUCUCCCAUGUCACCAUAACGGCAGAGCCUGUCAAAGAGGAGCCGCCGACGCCGCCGCGGUCUCCAGCCAUACACCCCGUCAACCUCUUUCCGGGACAGCCCACGCCGAGGCAAUCCCUCCGCCGUGUGCCAUCGUGGACUACCUCCUUCAAGCCCAACAACCCAGACGCCUGGAAACCACCCGACGCCUGGGACUGCUCUCCUGCCGAGGUGCGGACGCCCAUGAUGGACGACGUCAUUGAGGAAACGCCAGAGCUCGAAACCGGACUCUCCCUGUCGAUGGACCUUAACGGGAUGCAGCGCGAGGUGAGGCGGAUGGCCGCCGCCAGCUCCAGCAUACGUCUGCUGCGGUUGAAGGAGGUCUGGGGCGACACGAACGACGCCAGUCUUUACAAGGAGCUGGAGAUGGAAAAGAAGCGGUGGAUGCUUUCGUCCCUGCACAACAUGGACAAACCAAUGGACACGGACCAGACGCGAAACGCCCCCAACAAGAUCACGCCGGCCAAGGCAAGAAAGGUUCUUGCUCUCUAUGAGACGCAAGCAACCACUUCGUACCUGGCAGCUGUCCACUUCAACAAGCAGGUCUACCACCUCUCGUCAUCUCCUCUGUCCCACACCCUGUUCCCCAACAUUCAUCCGGUCCUUGCCCCGGCCAUCUCUCCGUCGGCCUUUCCCGUUGCCUCGUCGCUCUUUGGCGCGGUGUACUCUCUCGGCCUCCCGGCGCUGCUCCCCUCGCCCGAGGUGCCCGGUCUCUUGAAGAACGUCCACCGCUGCCUUGCCCAGGGAGGCACGUUCCACCUCACACUCAUUGACCCCCUCCCCGUCACAAGCACUCUGGGCCCACGCAUGCGCUCCUGGAUCGAAGACAACCUCAUCUUCAACCUGGAAAAAAACUUUCGCUGCAUGAACCCGAGCAAGCUGUUCCCUCUCUGGCUGGCAGACGCUUCCCUCCGUGCUGAAGGCAGUACCAUCACCACCGUGAAGUUCUUCGCCAUCCCGCCCACCGACAAGCCGGACACGGCGACGACCGACUCUGAGCAGCUCGCGGAGAGAGCCAUCAAGCAGGAGCUCCGCAGCCUGGUCGGACGCAUGCUCUGGAAAGAGGUGUGGGGACAGUUCAUCACGGCCGACAGGUGGUGGUGGGAGCACCCCGACAUUGCGGAGGAGUGCGACCAGCUCAAGACCUCGUGGGAGUACAGCAUCAUCGAGGCAGUCAAGGAUGCGUGA